UUCAGAGCUGAUCCAGACGGAGCUCCAUCACGUUCGGACGCUGCGGAUCAUGGAUGGUGUGUUCAGGCGGGGUAUGCUGGAGGAGGUGCAGCUGGAGCUGGGGGUUGUGCAUGCACUGUUCCCCUGCCUGGAGCGACUGUUGAUGCUUCACACGCACUUCCUCACACAGCUCCUCGAACGACGCGCUCAAAGCCUGCAACCUGACAGCACAAACAAUUUCACCAUCACUCAGAUCAGCGAUUUGCUAAUACAACAGUUCUCAGGUCAGAGCGCUGACGAGAUGCUGAAGGCGUAUUCUGAGUUCUGCAGUCGUCAUAUGAAGGCCGUCAAACUCUACAAAGAGCUGCUGGCCAGAGACAAGAGACUGCAGCUCUUUAUACGGAGGGUGAGUCGGGGUCCUCUACUGCGUCGUCACGGUUUCCAGGAGUGCAUCCUAUUGGUCACUCAGCGCAUCACGAAAUACCCCGUCCUGUUGCAAUGUAUCUAUGAUAACACCAAAGACAAUCCAGAGGAAGCUGCAGGUCUGUCUCAGGCGCUGUCUUGUAUACGGGAGCUGCUCUGUUCGGUGGACCAGCAGGUGUUGGAGCUUGAAAGGACACAGCGGCUGCAAGAGAUCCGAUCCAGGGUCGACCCGCGGGCCGAGGCCAAACUCCGCUCUGGAGCCCUGUUCAGACCGGCCGAACUGCUCCGCAGGCAGCUGAUACACGAAGGCACGCUGCUCUGGAAAACGCCCAGCUCUCGCCUCAAAGAUGUUCAGGUUAUGCUGAUGACUGAUAGUCUAGUAUUCUUGCAAGAGAAAGAUCAACGGUUCAUCUUUGCCAGUUUGGAUAAAUCUGCUGUGGUCUCACUGCAGAGUCUCUUGGUCCGAGACAUAGCCAAUCAGGAGCGAGGCUUGUUCCUGAUCAGCAGUGAGUCUAGCCCACCUGAAAUGUACGAGCUCUAUGCGGCAUCUAAAGAUGACAGAAACACCUGGAUACGGCUCAUACAGCAAACCAUCAGCAGCUGUCCAUCAAGAGAAGAAUUCCCUCUGAUAGAAACAGAGGACAAGGCCCUUCUGCGAAGACUCAGAGCUGAUAUCCAGCAGAAGGACAGGGAAGUGUUAGAACUGCUUCAGGAGCGGGUCACCCUGUUCUCUGACUUGUCGGAGGUCAUGGGAGGUUAUGAGGUCAUGCUGCCGUCCUGUUCCAGAAACCUGUUCAGAGCCGAGUCUCCGCAGGCGCCUCACGGGGAACAGCUGCUCACACAGGCCAUAACUGAGGUGGACAGAUUGACAGAGCUGUUAUUAGGGUCCAAUUUUGAGGUUCCUCUGCCCUGCAGUUCCAACGGCCAUCACAACCACACUGGAGCGCUAGUAAUCAAUGGACAAGAGGUAUUAGUCAAUGGCUCUCAGGAGAACCAAACUGCUCAGGAUGGUAAUGGGAAUCAAAUGGAGGACAAGACACCAAGUGAGGAGGUGUCACAGAGGCUGGUGAAUCUCAGUGCUCAGUUACACGCUCUGCAGGGUGUGGUGAUACGACAGGACUCCAUCUUAGAGCUCUGCCGACGAGAGAGCUCCGUCUCCCCAGCCACCGCAGGGGUUCGUACGGUGCGCUCCCUGUCCCGGGAUGGAGCAAGUGACGUUGGCUCUCUGGGAGAGCUGGCCCUGCUUCAACGGCAGCACAGUCUGCUGCAGGAGGAGCUGGGACGCCUCAGGGGAGCCGAGGGCAAACUCAGGGACAGCGAGAGAGCCAGAGCCCAGCUGGAGAAACAGCUCAAGGAUCUUAAGACCACUAGCGCCGCUCUAGGGGAUGGAGCUGGAAGUGCAGGCUCACAGGCCCCAUCAACUCGCAGAGAGAGCGAUGCCGACCCUAAUACUGACACCCCAUUGGCUAGCCAGGAAUCAAUGGACCAAUCAGAUGGCCUGCAGGAAUGCAGUGAUGUGGAAGUGGAUGUGAUAUCUGAUGACGAUGAGGACGACGAGGUGGAUUCGAGGGUGUCUCCCCGUUCAGAAAGUCCCAGAGAUCUGCAGGACAUUCCUGAAGAGAGUGAAUCCGCUACAGACCCUCGGGACCGUGAGGCCUCACACUGCUAAUGUUUUUUCAAUUCUCAACCCAAGACUGGCCUGUUGUCUGAUGGAACAGACUAUAGACUCCAUGAGCAGGUCUUCCUCUGAACAGGGAAGGGUCUUCAGUAGUUUAUGAAUAUUCAUUUCAUUAUAUACAUACAGUAUUUAGUUGUAUCCAGUAAUUUUGCUUACAGCUUCUGUGUGGCCGUUUGUGACAUGUUAAUAUUCAACGUCUUCUCCUUGGAAUCCAAUCAUAUGGCUUUUGACAUCCGCGGACCACGGAUGCCAAAGCAUCGUGAUGGAGAUGGAGUCAGGCAGAUAAUGGGACUUUGCACUUGAUAGCAGCAUGAAACAGUCUUGGGAUUCUUUAAGAAUCUUAAGAUCAACCAAAUCAACCAAACAUAACUGAUCCAGCUCAAGGGUACCGGUAGAAAGCAGUCAUGUACUGUAUGUGAAAACUCAUCACAAUGCUUUGUACCAAUUCUACACAUGCUGGAGCACGCAAAACCAGAAUAGAGCUUCUGUUUUGUUUUUUUUUGUCUGUGAGAGGUCAUUGUAAAAAAAAUGUCUCUUUCUUGUGCUUUAUUUUAAAUGUAUUUAUUUUCCUUUAUUUUAAAUGGAAAGUUAAAUUGUCUUUCGAGCACGUCGAAGCAGUUAGAAAGAAGCCAUAACUUGAAAUAUACCAACAUAAUAGACUGGGACCAAAACUACUGGCUAUAGAACAGAAAAAAACUAUUUUCAGAGACUUGAGGGAUUUUUUAUGAAGGAAUUAUAUUGCAGUUAAAGCAAUAUAUAGAAAUAUAUUUACAUCUAUAGCAGAGAACUUAAUAAACCCAGGAAGGUUAUUAUGAUUGAGUAUUAUGAUAUUAUAAAUGGUUCCUCAGCCCACAGUGUGUGUUAACGGGGAAUACUUUGUAAAUAUAAGAUUUAUUGACUAAAAUAGAUCAGAUCACCAAAAUCUGCCAGUAACACCGACAACAUUUGAUGUGUCUUACUACAGUUCUGCUUAUGUUUCAAUUUUGCUUAAGAAUGUUUUUUGCAAUUACUUGACUGUGUGCCAAAAUUCGCUUGGCUGAAUAAUGCUGAGAUGUAUUAUGCUUUUAUUUUAGUCCAACAUUUCAGGAAGCAAUGUCUUAGAAAUUAUUGUAAGAUGAUGUUCUUCAUGUUUUGAAGUAACUAUAAGAAACAUAGGAUUUACCGAAGUCACACAUCAAAAUGUUUGUAUGGAAAAUAAAUGAGAGAAACAUUGUUGAAGUGUUCAUACAGUGUUUCAGAUAUACUGAAGUGGAUAUAGAAUACUGUUGAAGAAUUAAAAGCGUUGAUAUACAA
Sinocyclocheilus anshuiensis is the source of this 3373-nucleotide messenger RNA. RefSeq names its product rho guanine nucleotide exchange factor 2-like. The transcript is spliced from 15 exons. Gene Ontology annotation, cellular component: ruffle membrane; cytoskeleton. The coding region runs from base 50 to 2071 and encodes 673 amino acids. Gene Ontology annotation, molecular function: microtubule binding; guanyl-nucleotide exchange factor activity. Gene Ontology annotation, biological process: regulation of Rho protein signal transduction; actin filament organization; cell morphogenesis. NCBI's taxonomy places the organism in Eukaryota, Metazoa, Chordata, Actinopteri, Cypriniformes, Cyprinidae. The record is from RefSeq and is a predicted model, not a curated record.